AGUGUUUUCUACAGUCAAAUUGAAGUCUACAGUCACUGACGUCGUGGGGUAGUAUACAGUCAGAGGGUAGUCUACAGUCAGAGGGUAGUCUACAGUCACUGAUGUCAUGGGGGAGUAUAUAGCCAAAGGGGAGUAUAUAGCCAAAGGGGAGUCUACAGUCAGAGGGGAGUCUACAGUCAAGGCGGAGUCUACAGUCACGAACCACGUGAUUAAAUGAUGUAUAAAUUUGAUCGAUUUGAAUGAUUUUCACCAGUCCUGAACAAGUCUCAGAGAGGAUACGGGUUAACUUCAUUUUUUUUAUUGUGAGAGUUUUGAUGUGGACAGAGAUGGAGGAUAAACAUCAAAACCUUAUUAAGGCAAACUACACUAUAUUGGUGAAGAAGAUGAUGGCAAUUCGAGUCGCGGAACAUUUGUAUGCUUCAAACAUAAUUACCGACGAAAUGAGGCAACGCAUAGAAGCCGAGAAAACCAGUUACGACCAAAGCAGAAAACUGAUUAGUAUCAUUUUACGUCGAGGAUCGAGGGCUUUUGUGGGAUUCCGAAUGGCCUUAAUGAAAGCCAAUCAAGCUGAUUUAUCGAGACUCUUGAUGAAUAAUGACGAUGAUACGAAGUCUGAAUACGAAAAGAAAUUAGCUAUGGCAAGAUCUUUAGUCAUUCCUACCAAAGAAAGAGGAGAUUCCGGAAACCAAUCAAAGAAAGCUACACACCCUCAGUCUCAGGAGCCAAGAUGUAGGAUAAGUCUGGAUGACUUUAAUGACCUGUUCCUCACCGUCAUGCCUUACAAGGGAACGGUUUACGUUCACAUUCGCCAUCUCGCAGAAUCCCAUGGUCGUCUCAUUGCCACAAAGAAAGGAGUCACCUUUCCUUUGGCUCGUUGGUUAAAAUUUGAAUCCCUUCUUCCAGAUAUCCAAGACUACAUAGACAACAUUGGAAAGGAAAAUGGAGAAGUGCAGUGGCAUAUUGGCGGAGGCGUGUUCGUCUCAUUGUCACCCGGCUACCCUACAGUGGAUAUAAGACACUUUUGGAAGCCCGACGAUGCCCCAGAACCCAUACCGACAAAGAAGGGUGUCACUUUGAACGGAAACAAACUAGCCAGACUUAGAGAUGCCCUUGAAGAAAUACAUGAAUCUGUUCCAGAGCUCAAAGACACCGAACUCUGUAUGUUCAGCGAAUCUCAUCAAAAUCAACUUGGAAUGUUAGACUGUCCCGAAUGUACCCCGUUCGGUUACGAUGCCCAAGACAAUAUGUCCAAGGAAUGCAAUGUGGGAGAUUUACAGGACGUGAAAUCGAUUGAGAGUGAUCUUGAUUGACCUAAUGACCAUGAACACUGAAUUCAAAAUUAAUGAUGAGAAUAAUUAUAUAUACACAUGUUUGUUUUUCAUUCGAAAUCUAAUAAAAAUGAAUAGUAAUUAGUUGCCUGUCUUAAUUGGUUUGUUACUUGAAUAUAAAAGGUGAUAAUCAAAGAUGGAUCAUCAUUGGAACGCAGUAUGUCAAACUACACGGAUUACUUGAAGGAUCUCUACUACACUCCCGGGAAACCGGGAGCAUUUGCUGGUCCCGAAAAAUUGUAUCAAGCCGUUAAACAGGAAGGCAAAUACAAGAUUGGCAGAAGGAGAAUAAGACAAUUUUUAAACAACGAAGACUCAUAUAGUCUUUAUAAGCCUAUUCGUAAGACGUUUCCGCGCUCUAAAGUAAUAGUGAACACAAUCGACUCUAUGUGGGAUGGUGACUUAGCCGACGUCAGUAAUAUUGCAUCUCACAACGACGGUUACAAAUUCUUAUUGGUUUUAAUUGACAUAUUUAGUCGAUAUUUAUUUAUAGUCCCCUUGACAAAUAAACAUCAUCAAAACAUCAUCGAUGGUUUAAAAUCAGUUUUUCAAACUGGACGAAAACCACACACCCUUAGAACAGACAAAGGUAGCGAAUUCAAAAAUCGUUGGGUAAAGACGUUUCUGAAAAAAGAAGGAAUUAACGUGAUAUACACACAAAAUGAAACCAAAGCAAAUUAUGCGGAGAGAGUGAUUCGUACCAUGAAGAACCUUAUGUAUCGCUAUUUCAUGAAAAACAAAACUUACCGAUUUGUGAAUGUGUUGCAAGACUUGGUGAAAAGUUACAACAACAGACCUCACAGAUCUUUGGGUGGCAAUGCUCCCCUUACUGUCAACCAGGGAAAUGCUGAUGAAAUAAGACUCGAUGCUUAUCUUGCGGGAACAAAACCAAAAUCGGAUCUGAGAAAAAAGAAUGGUAACCAGCAUACAUCCAAGAAAACAAUGAAAAAAAGAGUAAAACCAUUUUUCAAGUUAAAAGUUGGAGAUAAUGUCAGGAUAUCACAGCUUAAACACCCUUUUCAAAGAGACUAUCAACAGAAAUGGACAGAAGAAUUUUUCAAAGUCGUUAAAAGAUACAAAAGGGGUCAAAUACCUGUAUACAAAGUACAAGAUUUGGCAGACGAUCCUAUAGAAGGCACCUUCUACCAAUCUGAGCUUCAAAAAGUUGUCAAGUCUGAGGAUGUUGCCUAUAGAGUUGAAAAAAUUCUUAAAAGGAGGCGUCGUGGAAAAACCAAAGAAGUAUUUGUAAAAUGGGAAGGAUGGCCUAAGAAAUUCAAUUCUUGGAUUCCAGAAAGCUCUCUGGAAAAGCAAUAAAAGUCACUAAUUUCUACAAGAUGUGUUCAUUCAAAAUGAGCGUUCGGAUGGUGUUGACGUCUACGGACAGUUCUGAUUAUUUUGACAAUAAACCAAAUUGUUAUCGAGUUCAAUUGAAUAAACAGAUUCAAUUCGACGGAUAUUGGACUGUUGCCCUGACAGAAUUUUCCUCAGAAAGCUGGAUUACAUCCAAAAAAGAAUCUGAGUUGUUUGUGUGUUGUGAUAUUUGUGAAGAAACUCUUAUUGGUGGAAAAGAAGCACCUCUCCUAAGACGCAUAUACCUGGGGAAGAAACCAGAAAAUAUCACUUACCCACUACCGUAUUACAUUCCAGUAAAAAUCGGCCAAUUGCAGCAGAUUGGCAUAUAUAUAACAGACAGAGAAGGAAACUUAGUGUCAUUCUUAGACGGACCGGUGACCGUAACACUUCAUUUCAAGAAGUUUCCUUACGUUCUGUGAAGAUGAAUAGCCAAACUUACGUCAGUGAUCCCAGAAUGUGGGAAAUCUUUUACAAGAACAUGGCAGAGAAAAAGUUCAACCCUUAUAGAUACAAGCCUAAACAAAUUGGAAGAGGUGUGAAAAGUUAUAAGUCUUAUGUCAUUCCAUUGAGACCUCACUCACAAUUAGAAUCAGUACAACAAACCAGCACUCAAAUGACCCCAGUGACUGCGGUGGAGGAAAGAGCUAAGAUCGAACAUGCCAAGGAUGUCAAAGAGGGUGUUCCAUUCGUCAAGGUGCAGGGGAGUAUAAAAAGGCCACGUUCUCAAUCGUCUGUCAUUCCUUCCAAGAAAUCGAAACGAACAACAUCUCAAAGGAAGAAGUCGUCUAAGCCUGCAAAACAACGAAAAAAGUCAGGAAAAACGACACAGAAGACAAUUAAGAAAAAGCGAGGAGCACCAGGCAAGAAAACACAAUCGAGAAAGAAGAAAGAGUUUAAGAUUGACAGUUACAGGAGUAUCUUUAAACAGUAGAAAUGGCCUUUUUAAGCAGUGAUAAUAAAGACAUAGCUCAACCUAUGGAACUGUCUCUUUUUGCGUCUCCAACAAAUCAGGUAGCGGUCGAAAAAGUGUACUUUACAGAAGCAAGACCGAUUUCUAGCAUAGGAGUAUCCGAUACACCAAUCGAAAUCGUAGUAUCUGGUUCGGGGGCAGAAUACAUUGAUUUAAAAAGGAGUAAAUUGUAUGUGAAAGCCCGAAUUUUGAAAGCAGAUGGAACGGCGCUGGCAGAAAAUGAAAAAACGGGCAUUGUAAAUUUACCACUUCAAAGUAUGUUUUCCCAGAUGGAUGUCUACUUGAACAACAAAUUAGUUUCUUUCAACACAAACAACUAUCCGUGGAAGGCCUAUUUCAAGACAAUUUUAUUCAGCGGGAGAGACGAACUUAGUUCACAGAAACAAUCCGAGCUGUUUUUUAAAGAAGAGGGAAACCUGAGUGACGCCAAUGCAUACAAUGGGGGGGAAUGCUGGACUGGUCCUGCGGUAUGGAUACACUCAGCAAAGUGCAGUCUUUGAGUUGGAAGGAAACCUGAUGGAAGAUGUCUUUGAUAUAGAUAAAUAUUUGAUAAACGGGGUAGACAUUUACAUCAAACUCUUUAGAUCCAGUGCCCCGUUUGUCAUUAUGUCGGCUGAAUCUUCACCAGCUUUCAAAUUAGAGUUACUGGACGUUGUGUACAAAGUAGCCAAAGUGCGAGUAGACCCCGGCGUUCUACUGAACCAUAGUAAACAGAUAGAAGCAACCCCCGUGAAGUAUACUAUCAUGCGAAAUGAAUUGAAAAUGAAUACUAUUCCUAAAGGAUCCACAGAGUUUUACUGGGACAACAUUUUUCCUCAAGCGGUCCCCGAUCGCAUCGUGGUGGCCUUGGUGGACCAGAAAGCCGUCAAUGGGGACUACACCGCUAACCCCUUUAACUUUGAGCAUAUGGGGUUAACAGACGUCGGAAUAUACGUUAACGGAGAAAGUGUACCCGGUAGACCGCUCAAAACAGACUUCUCAGCGGGACUGUAUUCAGCAGCUUACGCUCGUUUGUUUGAAGCCUCGGGAAAAUGGAACAAUGAUGCCGGACUGAUCAUCACUCGUGAUAAUUUUGGAAGUGGAUAUUCGCUGUUUGUUUUCACUAUUGAUUCCUGUGGAUUUGGAGAAGAGUAUUUAAAUCUGAUUCGUCGGGGAAACACCAGACUGGAACUGAAAUUUAAACAAGCAACAACUAAAGCUGCUAACGCAAUUGUAUUUGCUACCUUUUCAUCUCUACUGGAAGUCGACAAAUCACGUGAUAUCAACUACAUUCAACCAUGAAUUCGACACAGUUGCUAAAUAUGGUGAAAACGGACCCCUGCUUAAGAUGCUAUGUGAAAGGUGUAUUUGCUAGUAACACAUUACCCCAAAUCGUUACAAGGUAUCCGAGUGCCUUCAUCGUCAAUACACAACCUUUACCAAUGCCUGGAGAACAUUGGGUGGCAAUAAUCGUGCGAAGUCCAUCCCAAGCAGAGUUUUUCGACAGCCUUGGGAAAUCACCAACUCAUUACAAUCAAGACAUUCAAAACUUUUUGAGGAUGAGCAGUGUACAAUGUAAUUUCAAGUCUAUACGACUACAGCCUCGUAAUUCCGAUUUGUGUGGACUUUAUGUAUUAGUAUUUUUAAUUGCAAGAUUGUGUUUCAAAAACUCGAUAAAUGAUGUGUAUGCUUUAUUUUCUAAAGACAUUCAAUCCAAUGAUGAUUUUGUGAAACGUUUUAUGUAUGAUUAUUCUGUCAUUAAAAUUAAUCAUGAAACAUAGAUAGAGAAGUUAUUUUUAUACUGUCAUUGAAUAAGUUUGUUAAUAUAUAUAUAUGUGCGCGUAGCAUUACGCUGGACUUCAGUAUGAGGAAGCCUGGCUACCGAGGAACAUGGCAACAGAGAACAUAAACGAUUGGUGGAACACUCGUUCCUUGCUUCCGUUUUCGGCACCUUCCACUAUUCUGAUAUGUGGAAGUACACAAAGCGGUAAAACGCAUUUUACUAAAACACUUUUACAAAACGCCAAUGGCAUGUUCUCUAUACCUGUUGAUAGAAUAAUUUAUGCUUAUUCUGAACAUCAACCCAUGUUUGAGGAAAUGAAGCAGACGAUACCAAACCUUUCAUUACAUCAAGGAAUGCCUUCAAAAGAAGACAUAGAGCAGUACACAGAGGGUGUCAGUCACACUAUAGUGGUACUGGAUGAUCUCAUGUUACAAGUUGCGCAAUCACAAGAUUGUGUGCAUCUAUUCACGGUGACAUCUCAUCAUAGAAACGUGACCACCGUGAUGUUGUCUCAGAACUUAUACCCGCCGGGAAAAUACGCCAGGACCAUUUCACUGAAUUGUCUUAAUGUCAUUUUGUUUAAGAAUUACCGCGAUUCCCGACAGAUCAUCACCUUUGGAUCUCAGAUCUUACCAGGACAAGUUCCUUUUUUCAAAGCAGCCUAUGAAUCUGCGACUCGACCCAAUUUCGGUUACUUACAUGUUUGCCUGGAACCUACACAGAACAGAGAGUAUCAGUUAAGAACACGCAUUCUUCCGGGAGAAGAGAUGAUUAUUUACCAACCUCUAUAAAUAAGUAUGAUUUGAUGUGUUCGCCUCAUUAUUCAAAGAUGAAGCAAACGGUGAAGAAACACGAGGCUUUUUUAAAGUUUCUUGUCUGUGCAGACAAUGCCCAGCAAAAAGUAAUCGUUAAAGCCUUGAACAGUGAACAGUACGAUGUGCUCAGUGAAAUAGCACUUAACAUUUACACCGGAACUUAUCCUCUGACUAAAAAGUAUAUAAACCAACUGAAACCUUAUGAAUCAUGCAUUCGAUCCUUGGGGUCCAGAGAAGUCAGCAACCGAGAGAAACGUCGCAUACUAUUGAAAAACAUUCCUUUAGUGCCGCUUCUACUUAAACCCAUUGUUCAACAUUUCAAAGGAAAAUGGCAAAGGAAAUGAUACUUGUACCGAAACUGAAAUAUGAACGUUUACUUCAAAAAUUAGAACCUGCUGAUACGUCAUCCCGAGAAGUCGACCGAACUUCGAAGCAAUCCUCAGAAGGUCAAGAACAAACUGCCAGUGACUUAGUGGAUAAAACUAAUUUGUUACAAACUGGAACAGGUUACGUCGCUAAGAAGAUGAAGGUUGGGAAACCUCCUGGAAUUUCCAAUGUUCGGCGGAAGAAGAAAAACGUACCCUGGCUCACAUAUUGACAGUGUAAUAACAACGAAUAAUGUCUUUUAUCAUUUUAUUUGUGUAUUUAUCAUUCAAUAAAAAAAACAAAAACGUCAAAAUAUUUCGUUUUAUAAUCAAAAUCCAAAUGGCAACGUGUCUAAAUUAGGAAGAAUUCUCCUUUUAGUGUAAACCAUCUUAUAAUUUUUAGUUUCAACCCUAUUUAACAAUUUUCGCUUUCUGCUGUCUCUCGAUAUUUUACAAGGGUUGACAAUUUCAAUUUGUCGGUCGUGUGAGGUACAGAUUAUCGACUUGAUAGCCUGGAAAUUGAUAAGUUUCGAGUUGGCCCAGUUAAGUGUAAACCCUCUAACUUUGCAUUCUUCUUUUCCCGACAGUGUGCGGUAAGCGUAGUUUUUAGGACCCCCAGAAACGAAUUCGACAAUGUACCCGUCUUGUGGAGAGAUUUCAUUAGUCAAUUCUCCCAGGUGAUUACCUAUGGGGAGAUAAUUCAAGUUGUCCGACUUUUUUGUCUUGAAGAUGACACUGUCUGUAUCGAAAUACAAGACGUUCUCGUUUAAUUUGUCGAGAACGCCAUACAAUUUCAGUCGAGCCCACAUGGUGGUAAAAGAGGCCAAGAAUAUAUUAGUUUUAUUGUCGAAUGACGCGAAUAGGGGGUUGUUACUCCAUUCUAAUUGAAGAAUGUCUCUCGAAACAAUGUGAAAGUUGUGUGGUACUUUUGUAGGAUCUGAGAGCAUUUGAAAAAAAUUUUCGGCUUCCGAUUCGUGAAUGAACACGGAUUGUUGCAUGCCCAACCUCUGACCAAAUUUCCCCCAAAAGCUAUUCAGACAAAGUUUCGCUAAACAUCGCAAACCGGGAUUUUUUUUAAUUUUUUCAUACUCUAAUUGGAUACCUUCGUUUUCUUUGUAUUCCCUAAUGUAUUUUCUUUUGGUCUCUUCCGUGUCGCAUUCGGCCGGAAAUCCGGAAGCCUCCUGUUUUAUUUUUAAAAACAUGUUCACAUACUGAGCGAAUAAUCCCCCCUCACACGACUCGACAUCGUAUUUGGAAGACUCGGCAAAAUGAUAAACUUCAUAGAUUUUCAAGAUUUCGUACCCUUUUGACGUUGCCAUUUGAAUUUCAGGAGUACACCACGUGCCCGUGAUGGAUCUCUCUUCAACAGAGCAUGUACAUUCAUUUUGAUUUUCACUGUCUGCACACGUUUUACAAAGUGGGAACUUCAAUUUUCCAUUCGAAUUGUAUGGAAGUACGGGAUGAUAAAGUUUUCUAGGGGGGAGAAUUUUUAUUUUAGCCAGUCCAAAAUAUUGCGACAAGUCCUGAAAAUCGUCCGUUAUGAUGGUCGGAUGGCCGACGGGAUACCGACAAUACUUGUUGGUCCAGGGAUAGAGACUGGUAAAAUCGAAAUAUUGGAUUGUUUCGUCUUCUGCAGCUUUAUAAUGCAGUUUGAUGGCAUUGGUGCGACCACCGAAAAAACUGUCACGUGGGUCGAGUCUGUCUUGGAGAUCUAGGGUGGACACGAAUUGUUGCAAAGCUACAUUCUUCUCCAAUUGAAAUUUAAAUUGAUGCUCCCACACAAUGACCAAUUUGUAUCCCAGAUUUUUCAAUUCCUUUUCUCUGUGUUUGGUCAUGUCGUACAAUUCUUUGAUGGUCUGAUUGGUAGACGGGUGUUUGAUGGUAUUCCUAUCGUCUGGGAAACAGUUGGGACAACCGUGGAAUACACAACCUGUACCAAAAUGAACAAUAUCAAUCCUCAAUACAUUCGUAAUUAAGUCCAGGUACGCCGCCGCCGCCGCCCCCCCCCCCCCUCCAGUUUAGGGGGAAAACGGGGGGGCAGAGGUUAAAAUAAUAAGCUCUUACCAUAGAAUUCAUAAAUGGUUCCGUUUCCGCCAGGAAUCUUGACAAACCCGUCACAUCUGUAAUUGGUCCCUGGCACUUGGAAUUCACCACCGUUGAGAGCGUGGGAAAUGACAAUGGGGUUACCCCGCUGACGACUUUUUUCCAUCAACCACUCCAGCCACUGGAUGGAAAUUUUGCUGUAAUUGUCGCGCUUCGUGUAUCCUUGAGAUGGUACUACUGCCACGGGACUUUUGAAAUGUCGUUUUCCUAUCUGUACAUUGUCGUCCUUUCUUAAAUCGACGAGAGACGUCCAAGAAUCACCGAGAUGGACCCCCUCUAAACUCUUAUGAUGACGAAUGUCGUACAAAUCCGAUUCACCAUCUUUGGUGAUUUCUAUUUUACUUUUUCCCUUCAAAAAGAGCGACUUGAAUAUCCCCAUGCAGACACUUGCAAUGGUGACAAAAUCAAAGGGGUCGACUCCACCCGAGCUCGUUUUCUUGAUGAUUCCGUUUGCUUGAACCGUUUCCUCUGUUAGAGUUGUCACCUUGAUCACCAAGUUUCUAAAUUCUAGACACCCCCGCCUCAAUAUAUCAACGUCCGAGCGACAAUAUUGCAACAUUUCUUCUCGAAAGUUAAAGGUUUCGUCUCGUUUCGUUGCAUGCCAUUCGGCAAGCUUUUUCCGCUCCCCGGCCGACAUGAAAUCGUAUCCGUAGUACUUCAACUCUGGAUACGGCCCCACGUAGUUUUGAUUGGCUUUAGUAUUAAAUAAAUGGGGAAAGUAUCCCUUACAGAGUUCCUGUAGACCGAAGGCAUCUGGUAUUUUGGCAAGCUUCAUGGGCAGGAAAUUGAGGGAAUCCACAAAAGUCAAAUUUAAUUUGUGCGCAAUGUGCAUGUACAUGAUUUUAGAACCGUUGUAAAUGAUCUUGCUAGGUCGAAUAGAGUGACGGUCUAUGAGCACUUCUAAAACCGGAUACAAGUCGAAACUUUUGGCAUUGUGGGCAAUCAAGAUCGAAUUUUUACAAUGUUCACUGGUGACGAAAGCACAGAACUGCUCGGCGGCGUUGUCGCCAGAAAACACCACUUCCCUUUUUCCACAAGUGUCGGGACAAGGGGGGUUCACAUAUUCACCUUUAUGGGUUCGGGAGCAUUGCUCACACCGUGUUCCGCAGUAACUACAGGAGGCGCCCUCCACCAGUUCCCUUUUCUCACAUAUGUGACAGGUGGUCUGCAGCACGGCAAAGUUGACUUUGUGUUGUUGUAGACCACAGGACGGAUCACGACAGUUCUGACAGAGUCUACAGUCUACGCACUGGCGUUCUUUUUUGACACAUUGGUCGCAUCUGAUGCAAGACGGUCGAUACCCUUGCUCGCAAUGAAAGAUGUCCUCUUGACGCGUCUCAAAAUCGUAGAAAAUAAAUUUUUUGUCUCUUUUUUCUAAAUCACAUCCACACGGUUUUUGAUAACAAUGAUGUUCUCCUAUUUGAUAUUCUAGACAGUUAGGGCACUGCCAUUCUUGACAAACGUGCAAGUCGGGAGAGCGUUUACAGCAAUGUAGAAUGACCCUACAUUUUUUACAUUGGUGAAACAGUUCGCAAGGAGGAGGAUAACUCUCUUUCUUGACGACUCUUUGUUUUUUAUGACGUUUAAAACACGCCACGGAACGACAGACCCGUCCACAGGUUCGACAACCUAUUUGGACAUUUGUUUCUGGACAGUGGUCAUGUAAGCAAACCUCACACGAGGUGGUACACGUGUGUUUGGAUUUAUCAUUAUACGGUUUUAAACAAGUAUGGCAAAAAUACGAUGCCUUAAAAAAGCCUUGUAUGCUGGCAAUCCCGUGCCAGUGUUUUUCAGUUUCUGUGUCCACGUGAUAUAAAUACAGACGUGGCUUGUCCUCGUCCUCCGUCACCCUGACAAAUUUAUUCCCUACUCUUGAGGACACAACGUUGAUACAGACACCAAGUAAGGUUUCGAAUGGUUCGAUGUCGUUCAAACCUAAAUAUCUGUCAGUAGGAACUCCGGCUCUUUCACACAGCCACAUCGCCAACUCCGUUUGCAUUUUUUUUCUCGAGGUUUUCAAGAUAUUGUUGUAAUAGGAUCGAGUAACAGUACGGUGCUUGAUGAUAUGGUCGAACAUUGUUCCGGCAUCUUUCCCCACUAAAUUUGUCCACGUAACGGCAUCUACUUUUUCACACGUUUUCAGGUAACAGAGACCAAUGGAAAUGGCCAUACAUACGUUGUUAUCAUUUUGUACGUGAAAAAGCGAUCUCUUUCUUUCUACGCUAUUUUUAGGACCAAAGAGAGACGUGAUGGGUAAUUUUCUAGGGUUACCUCCCCCUUUGGGCAAAUCGAUGGACCCUAUGGUGAUCAACAGAUUUUCGUCCACGGACAAGCUUUCAUUCGAAUUAAGUACUUUGGUGAUCUCGGACAGGACGACAUCUGCAUUCAGAUUUUCCCAGGAUUGUAGCGGCACGACGAUCGGAUUGUUUAAACUCGAAUGACUGAUGACCACCCUUCCCAGAUCCGCAUCGUGACCCCGGGCCUCUGACAACAGGUCGUCGAACAUAUCGUGCAACUUGUUAUGUAUAUCUAACAAUUUAUCCCCCUUCCACUGCUCGUUAAAUUUGACCUUAAACGUGGUGUCGCGGGCCAAGUUUUUCUUAAAUGUUCGAGUGUCUCUCUUCCAAAUGAAAUAGGGUUUUUCUAAUGGGUCUUCAGACUCUUCCCCACCCCCAACCUGCCCACUUGUAGAAGGUUGAUUACCAUCUUCGAGAGAUGGUCGGAUUUUUUUGGUAGGAGAUUCCAUAUCAGACAGAACCUCUUGCCACAAGUUGUCGAUGUGCUUUUCCCAUUGGAGUUCAUGUAAUCGGUCCUUAACCUCAACAUCAUCGUCUAAACCAUUUGCCGUUGCAAAUAACCGCACAGAGUCCGGAUCCUCCAAGGAAUCCAAGAUUUCUUUUAAUAAGCUACCAUCCAUCAUCUUCUAAAUGAAUAAAAGUAUACAUUUACUGGACACUUAUACUUAUUUUCAAAAUUAAUGCUGAAGUGUAGUAAGAAGUUGAAUAGGUUCAAUCUCUAAGAAAAGAAAGAGAGCAUGCUAUUUCACAUUUUUUUUAACUCAAUCUCCCCACUUUCAUCCGAUAUUCAAGUAAAAAUCAAUUCCAAACUUUUGAAAAACCUUUUAAUUGGUAAUAUGAGGUAGAUUUAAAACAAAUCAUUUGUAUAAUCAUAUAUAAAAAGUAAAAUUAAACAUCGCUAAAAUCACAUUUUUUGUUGCAUCUAAAAAAUAUAUAUGGGUUAAACAACCAGACUUUUUUGUGUCAGGCGUUUUUAUAAAUCACACAAGUUAAUAAUUAAUAACAAAAAUACUUGUCAACAAACAUGAAAUGCUUUGUAGACAUAAAUACAUCAAACAUGAAAUGUUUUGUUGACAAAAAUACAUAAACCAGUAAUCUCAGAAUUUUUCAAAAAUAAAAUAACACGUCAUAUAAUUAAAAAAAAUUGUCUAAACUACAGAAAAAAUACAUCUUCAUUUUUUCCAGCAUUUUGAAAACACUCAUUUGGUAAAUCAUCAGAUAUAAUGGGAGUGAUUUCCCUUUCCUUUUCUUCAAGGAAAAAUAAAAAAACAACAAGGUAGUGUAAAAUAACUAUUAAAUGGUUGUAUACAAAAAAGACUUCCAACAGUUAUUCUGGUACACUAAAUUGGAAUUAGACCUGUCACAUAAUUUUUUUUCUAAAAUCAUUUGCAAAUACGCUUUUCAAAAACUGCAAGAUAUCUAUUCCCUUCAUAACAAGUAUCACUUCAUCAAAUAUGAAAUGAUUUGCUUUUACAAAAAACCUAAAAACAGUCCUCCCACAAUUCUAAAAUGAAAUUACACCUCUGUCACUUCAGUACAACUGCAGAAAAAAUGACAUCUACAUUUUUUUCCACAACAGUUUAAAAACACUCACUUGAUAAAUCAUACAAUACAAAUAUGGGAGUGAUUUCCCUUUCCUUUUCUUCAAGGAAAAAUAAAAAUCUCCACUUUCACCAAUCUCUAUUUCAGUCAACAAGGUAGUGUAUGUAAAAUACCUAUUAAAUGGUUGUAUACAAAGAAGACUUCCAACAGUUACCGGUAUUCUGGUACACUAAAUUGGAAUUAGACCUGUCACAUGAUUUUUUUUCUAAAAUCAUUUGCAAAUACGCUUUUCAAAAACUGCAAGAUAUAUAUUACCUUCAUAAUAAGUAUUACUUCAUCAAACAUGAAAUGAUUUGCUUUAACAAAAAACCUAAAAACAGUCCUCCCACAAUUCUAAAAUGAAAUUACACCGCUGUCACUUCAGUACAACUGCAGAAAAAUAACAUCUACAUACAUUUUUUUCCACAACAGUUUAAAAACACUCUUUUGAUAAAUCAUACAAUACAAAUAUGGGAACACUUUUUCCUUUCCUUGAAGGAAAAAUUUGAAAAAAAAUCAGCUGUGUCAAACUCCAAUAUCAGUUCAUUAAAAUAACUAAAAUAAUUUUUUAGCAGUUUGGAAUCUUGUGUGAGAUGAAACAGGUGAUUCAAUUAGUGUUUUAGUGCUAGUUGUGGAGGUAUCCGUUGUCAGAGUUGUUUCCAGUGAAAGUGUAGGACUAAGGUUUGAGGAGGAGGUUGGUGUCGAUGCCGCCUGAGGUGGGGUAUGUGGAUGGUUAAGAGGAAUGUUCUCUGGUGCAUUAGGGGGGUUCUCUGGUGCAUUAGGGGGAUUAUUCCUGCAUUCACAUGGGCAACGGAGCAAUUUCUUCUUAAUACAUUGUUUAACAGCAACUACAAUAACUCCCAUGGUUGUAAUAAGAGCCCACGUUAAGAAACCUUCAAAUAUAAAAUAUAAUUGGUGUCAACAUAAAGUCUAAUAAUGAUGCAAUUUUUCUUUUCUUAAUACAUAUCCAAACAUAAUCAAAGAAUGUACAAUGAUUCUUAAAUUUACUGGAUUAUAUUUCAAAUUACAACUCAAAUUACUAAAGUGAUGUUAAGGUAAAGUGAUGCUGUAUCUAAAGUUAAAUUCUAAUAAUCAGUACCUUGACCCAAAAAAUAAAAUAAAAUAAAAAAACAUUGAAAUAAUAUUUUGAUUAAAAACCUGAUGCAUCAAAUACUGUAUCAUAGUCAUUGUCUGAAGAUACAGCCUACAGUCUGUUUAAUUCAAUUUCAGAUGCUGAGGGAAGUUUCUUCCUUUUAUGAUUAAAGAUUUUCCGUUCUUAAAUAUUUGUUUUCUAAACAAUGUCUUGUUCUCUUUAGAUUUAUACACAAGUUUAAAUUGUUUCUUUGAUGGAAAUACAAACACUUACUAAAGUACAAAUACACAUUCCUAUGUUAAUGCACAAGCGUAUGAUAAUAUGCUGACCUGUUGCUGUUUGUACAUCAAACAGUUGGUCAUCGUCCUCAUCAUCAUCAUGUUUAUGGGAUCCUAAAAUAAAACAAUUUUUUCUUUGAAUAUACUUGUAAUAUAUAUUUAGUAUACAUAAUUAUCAAUUUUCCGUUACACACUGGUACAUUUAACACAUCAUCAUCAUCAUACUCAUGGAAUAAUUUUUUUCUUCAUUUUUGAAUUUUUUUAAAUAUUUUAUAUAAAUAAUUAUUGAUUUUUCACUAAGCACUGACCUGCAACAAUUUUAGAACCAAGAUUUAGGGAGUUGUAGGUCCUGCUUGGUGGUGGUGGUGAUGGCAACUUCUGGGUCUCAGCUGUUGUUAUUAUCGGUGGCGGUGAUGGCAACUUCUGGGUCUCAGCUGUUGUUAUUAUCGGUGGCGGUGAUGGCAACUUGUGGGCCUCAGCUGUAGUUGUUAACGGUGGUGGUGAUGACAACUUCUGUGUCUCAGCUGUUUUUGGUAUCGGUGGCGGUGAUGGCAACUUCUGGGCUUCAGCUGUUGUUGUUAUCGGUGGCGGUGAGGACACAUUCGAUUCUGUAAAAAAAAAUAGUAACUUGCAAUGUCUGCUUAUUGUCGGUAAUAGUCAUAUUUUGCUUGCAUUGAAGAAGUCAAUUAAAUAAUGUUUAUAUUCUAUGUUUUAUGGGGUGAGCUUUGUAUGAAUUGGUAAUAGCCUUCUCCUCAUAAAGAUGAUUAUGGAAGUGUAAAUAACUUGUUUACUUUUUUUUUUUUAGAAAGUGGGAUAAGAAAAGACAACAAUUUCAAUACAUGUACACAACCUCAUAAAAUAAAAUAUCAUUUUUAAAUCAAAUAUAUUUUAAAAAUUAAGUGAUGAUCCUUUUGUAUCAACGCUUUCUCCAUACCAUCUUAUUGACCUAUUACCAUUGCAUUCGGAACACCUCGUAUUUCAUUCAACGGUUACAUUUCCGGUAAGAGUUAUCUUUCUUGUUUAUGUAGUGAUUAUGAAUCCGCCACUUUUUUUAAUAUAACCCCCCCCCCUUUUUUCUUCUGUUGCCAUAACAAUCUGAUUUGUAUGAUGUAAAAUAUAUGUACGCUAAGCAUGUACAUUAUCUUUCUUUAUCAUUAUGUAUAUGUAUAUUUACACUUCAAGUUCCAUAUUACUGGUAAUAUCAUAUGGCCGAUGUAUAACAUGAACACAGUCAUAUUCUAAUCAUAUUGUAGUAUGUACACCAAAUAAAAUUUUACUUACGUGGGCACCUGUUGAAAUUUCGGUCUCUUAUUACUGGCCAAUUUGUUACCACCCUGUCGGUCACAAGCUGGACUUCACAGUUGAAAACCCGUAUUUCACGUACAGUGUCUAUAUAGGCGGAGCGCAUCAUCCGAACACAGCGGCUCCCAGAUUUAGUACAAUCAUAAAUUCCUUCAAUGGGCCAGCACAGUUUCUUACAAUUAUCUGAAGCACCAUUAAUCAGGAAUAUCCACAUCAAACAUAACCAUAGGUCUAACGGUCUCGCCAUCAUGCCGUGAUGGGUGCGCGGGUAAAUCCUGCACGGGUUUUUGAUCACAUGACCUCCCUCCAUCUCCUCUCUCUCUCUCUCUCUUAACAAAAUCAGAAAAGGGGGGUAUAAGCCUAACACCUUGAUCUGUAAAUGUAAUAGAAGCAAAAAAAAAAAAAAAAAAAAAAUCCAAAAAACUCGGAUAGAGAAAAUUGAUUUAAUUUAUAAAUAACAUCCUUUAUUACAAAGUUGUUGACUGAUUUGUCCAAAGGUUUAAGUAAAUCACAUUUAGCCCUCGUUUACUACAUUUAAUGUUAUAUAUAAAAUGUCAGUUUUGUAUAUCAGUGUCAGACUUGCGGUAGGUGAACCUCACUGAUAAAAUUUAAACAGCAAUUUAAUCGAAUGGUUAAUUACAUAGCAAAUGCGAGGUUAACGCUUUAUCUUCUUUGAAAUGAAUAAUUUACAUCAUAACCUGCUAGACUAGUAUACUUUACGAUCACGAGUUAAAAAUCACUCUUUUUUUAACAUAACUUAAAUAGAGAACAAGUCAUAAUCAUAAUAUGCUGUAACACCCCUGCGCUGAUGUUGCAAGAUAGAUUGAUAGCGCUAAGAUUAAUAUCAUGAUUAAAUCAAAAGGACACAUUGAAUAAAGAAUACAAAGAACUAGAUACUGUACAUAUUCUCUUACAUAGUUGAAUAAAGAUGCUACAUUGGAUUGAAACGAGGUGACAUGAAUUCCUUUUUUUUCUUACAAUACCUGUGUUUACAGGUGUAGAAAAAAAAUAGAGCAACCAUGAAUUAAUUAACAUAAUUUCACCUCAUUAGAGACCUUCCAGGUAUGCGCAUAUCACUCCUGUCAGGGGUGUCGCGCAGAUAUGUCACGACACAGCGGUAUUUUUAAAAAGGGAAUAUAAUUCAGUUAAUGGAGUAGAGCACCUGCGUCAUUAUCGUGAUGUAUUUUUUUCUUUGACCCGUCAAACUCGUACCCACGGAGAAAGCGCGGAUUGGGUGGUAAACUGUCCCAACCCACUUAAUUUUGUUUGUAUUAUUUCCUCAUUUCCUCACCGAAUUUUUCAUUCAAGACAUAUAAAUACAACGGAGUUUUGCAUUACGUUAUCACCUUGAGAAAAUGGCAGAAGAAUAUCUACAGUUUCUGUAAGUAAUUUUUUUAUUUAAACUUUUCAAAAUUAAUUAAAUAAACUUAGGGAAAUAACAGCUAAUUCGUUUUAAAGAACAACAUAUCUUACAUGCUAACUUUUAAGGAAUCUUUUAUUCAUAUUUUAUUCUCACUUCAUAAAACAAAGAAUUUAGAUUUUAAUAAAACUAUGUUUUCCCCCUAAAAUCUUGAUAUUUUUUUUAUUAUUAAUGCAAUAUUAAUGAUUAAAAACUAUUUUACCGUAAAAAUCUUGGUCCACAUACAAUCUAGUAGCAUAUCAUGACAUUAGUAAUGGUAUUUUAUACGUAUUAUUAUAUAUUUUUCUUUAUAUUUCCACAAAUUCAUUCAAUUAAAAUAACAUAUGAAAACAAUUAUAGUUCGUCGUUUUUUUCCUAUGCUGUUUUGCUGUCUUGUCUAGUCAUUAACAUAUUUUUAAAUGUUCCUUAAAAAUAAUUUUGGUAUAAAUUUACAUUAUCACAGUGACGCAACCAAAUCCACAGAUUCGUUUUCGGAGUUUGAGGAGAUGUGGUUACAAAUGGGGGAGGACUUAGAAAAGUCAGCAUUCGGACCUCCUUACAUUCCAACCCCUCCCUCUCCAAGCUACCAUACAACAUUUAGGACAAUUGCUAAAGAAGAUGAGUCAUUAAAAAGACCCUCAAGUCCUACACCAGAAAACCAGGUUGACAGCAGUAGUUCUGAUGCAGGCAGAUUCAGUCACGUGGAAGACUCCAUUCUGACUAAUCUGAGGAGAACAAACCCUGUAAAAUUACAACAGCUGGAAAACAGAAUGAGGGAACCAGGCCUAGGACAAGUCACGGUCUCAGAUUUUAAAGAACAGUUUGAAAUUGUACAGAGUCUGAUGACCAGAGUUGAAAACGAUUGUGCGCAAAUGAAGAUAAUCAUGAACUUCAUUGAAGACACCUUGAUUAAAAAAAAGAGCUGUGUAAAAAGGGUCAAGUUCACGACCUUGUAGUUCGGUUUGAAGUUUGUGUAAAUGUAUGCGACUUUUGUCUUAAACCGUUGAAAUCAGUGGUCUAAGAAAAGUCUUAAGAACUUCUGAGGAUUGUUCACACAUUAAAAUUAUCAAGAACUCUGUGGAAGAAAAAACGAGUAAGGGAAUUCCAACAACAGUGACUGUGAAUAUAAUGAAAUAAUAUUUAACCCUUUUAAAGGAAAUAGAAAUAUUUGUGAAAAAGUAUAUUGUAGUAACACAGAUUUAUGUACCUAUAGUGUUUGAGUUUAUCUUUUGUGUGUACAUGUGCUUGACACUUAUACAAAUAAAUUAAUGUCUUGUUUUAUUAUAGUGUUGAGACAUUGGAAAACUUUUUUUAAAAGAAAAAACCAUAAUGAUGUGUAAAUGCAUAAUCUUUUCAUGUGAUAGAAAAUAUUAUUAAACUUUUACUUACUUAUU
Messenger RNA from Ostrea edulis (European flat oyster), 18040 nucleotides. RefSeq lists its product as uncharacterized. Bases 240 to 1310 code for a protein of 356 amino acids. Lineage: Eukaryota; Metazoa; Mollusca; Bivalvia; Ostreida; Ostreidae. Gene Ontology annotation, molecular function: transcription coactivator activity; DNA binding. Gene Ontology annotation, biological process: regulation of apoptotic process; positive regulation of transcription initiation by RNA polymerase II. The record is from RefSeq and is a predicted model, not a curated record. The transcript is spliced from 4 exons.